Messenger RNA from Sinocyclocheilus rhinocerous, 1815 nucleotides. RefSeq names its product homeobox protein PKNOX1-like. The record is from RefSeq and is a predicted model, not a curated record. The coding region runs from base 40 to 1287 and encodes 415 amino acids. Gene Ontology annotation, molecular function: DNA binding. Lineage: Eukaryota; Metazoa; Chordata; Actinopteri; Cypriniformes; Cyprinidae. Gene Ontology annotation, biological process: regulation of DNA-templated transcription. The transcript is spliced from 9 exons.
GAAAUGUAAUCCCUUUUUGGCUGUUUUCUCCUGGAUUAGAUGCAGAUCAUGGAGCAGUCAGAGAGUGACCUUGAGAAGGGCUUUGCCAGUGAAAACAUGGGAAGCUCCAGCAGCCCUGUAUCCACUGAACCACAAACACAAAUGGAUGUCUACAAAGCCUGUAUAUAUAGACAUCCCCUCUUCCCUCUCUUGGCCCUGCUGUUUGAGAAGUGUGAGCAGUCUACUCAGGGCUCUACUCAGACCUCUGCCAGUUUUGAUGUUGACAUUGAAAACUUUGUACGCAGUCAGGAGAAAGAUGGCAAAGCCUUCUUUAGCGAAGACCCAGACCUUGACAACUUGAUGGUCAAGGCCAUCCAGGUGCUGAGGAUUCAUCUAUUAGAGCUAGAGAAAGUCAGUGACCUGUGCAAGGACUUCUGCAGCCGUUACAUUUCCUGCCUCAAGACUAAGAUGAACAGUGAGACACUACUGAGUGGAGAGCCAGGCAGCCCAUACUCUCCAGGCCAUGACCAAUUGUCCAACUCUUUCUCAGCUGCCCUCAGUCCCCAGGGCAUUGUGGUGCCCUCGCAAGGUCUUCAACAAGGCAAUAUUACAGUGACUGCAGUCAAUCCAUCACAAGUGGUCACAGGUAAUACAGUAUAUCAGCCAGUGACGAUAGUCACACCACAGGGGCAAGUGGUGACACAAGCCAUCUCACCUGGAACAAUACACAUUCAGAACUCACAGCUCCAGCUUCAGCUCAAUCAGGACUUGAGUUUCUUUGGGGGAGAUGACAGCUCACCUAAAAACAAGCGUAGUGUUCUUCCCAAACAGGCUACCAAUGUCAUGCGCUCCUGGCUCUUCCAGCACAUUGCGCACCCCUAUCCCACUGAGGAAGAGAAAAAGCAACUUGCAAUUCAGACAAACCUGACUUUACUCCAAGUCAACAACUGGUUUAUUAAUGCUCGAAGACGGAUCUUGCAGCCAAUGCUAGAUGCCAGCGCCACAGAGAUGUCUAAAACCAAGAAGAAGACUCUUGCUCAGAGCCGCCCGCUACACCGCUUCUGGUCUGACACCAUCGCCUCAUCUGGAACCCAGCAGCAACUCACAAUGCCAGACGGUAGUAUGGUUACAGUGGGGAUGAACGUCGAUGGCUUCCAGGCACUUUCAUCAGAUGGAGCAACUCUCGCCAUGCAGCAAGUCAUGAUGGGAAAUCACAGCGAGGAUGAAUCGGAGGAAAGCGGCAAUGAAGACGACGCAGAUUUGUCAUCUGCUGACAUGACCGGGCUGGGUUUAGAUGUUAGCGACUAAGACACACGGAUCGCAGGUCACACACUGCAUGCUUACAUUUACAUUGGAAAACUUGCACAUGACACUUGUGGCAAGAGAUCCAGUCCCCUCGUAGACUUUCAGCAAAGCUGAUACUUGUGCACUACAAAAAAAAAAAAAAUUAAGAGUACUGUAUGUUGGCUUAUGUAACACACAAACAGUUUACAGAGAGCACAACGUUACUGAAAGAUGCCGUGCGAGGAGUUGCAUUUCAGCACCUGGUUUUAUUGCGUAGACGUGCAGGUGCGUGCACUUUUAUAUAGAGACACUUCAAGAAGGUUGCAACAAUAGAAUGCAGAUGAACGUUUUUAAGCUUCUGUAGUGAAUGUUUGUAAUGAUUGUUUUCUAUAUUAACUCAUUUGAAUGCCAAGAUUUUAAGAGUUUGUCGUCGUGCUGUUUUAUUCACACUGCAUGUUCAUGUUUUCUUCAGUAUGCUCACGCUUGUAGAGAGGCUCCAAGACCGAGUUUGAGAAAAGAGAUUAUUAUUUUUAUAUAUGAACGUUGUAAAAA